CGGAAAUCGGCGGAAAUGAAUACGGUUCUCAAUUUAAUCGGACGGCAGCAGGGCAACGGUUUCUCGGCGUCGUAUGAUUCGGCACUGACGCGGUUGACCGUUCACGAACAGGAUAGCUGGAAGGGAAUUACUCCGUCACUGUUGACAUCGGACUUCAAUCCGUCGCCACCGAUAUUGGCGGCUAAGUUUGCGAAAUGCGAGGGAAAAGAACAUAUUCUGGCCAUUGCCAACGAGGACGGGAAGAUAGCGUUGCAAGAUACGAAUCUGCGGAAUGAUGAACCGGGUGGUGAGCGGGCAAUGGAGGGAAAACAGUGCCACAUGAAUGCCGUGUUCGAUAUCGAGUGGAUGCCGGGCCAUAUGAGCUUGGUGUCGGCUUCGGGAGAUCAUACGGCGCGGUUGUUCUCGGUGACGGAAUCAAGUUUGGAGUGCAAGCGGAUAUUCAACGGUCAUUCACGGUCGGUAAAGACAGCGGCGUUUAGGCGGACAGAUCCGGCGGUCUUCGCUACGGGUGGAAGAGAUGGAGUAAUUGUACUGUGGGACUCAAGGGCGUUCUUCGGAUCAACUAUGGCCCCGAGAGCGGAUAACUGUAUCUACAGUGGCCACGCCGGGGGACCGGGAACGCCUUCUGGAUAUAGGAAGCGAACGCGAGCGACGCCAAAGAUUCCACCGAAUGUGUGCAGUAGCAGUAUAACUGGCCUUGCCUUCCAGGACGAUAACACGUUGAUCUCGUGCGGUGCCGGAGAUGGUAUCGUUAAGGUGUGGGAUGUUCGACGGCAUUACUCCAGUCACAACCGGGAUCCCCUGCCGAAGCACAGUUUUCCCUAUGCCGGAACGACGACCUUGAAGGGCUUCACGAAUCUCCUGAUUGACCACAGCCGGAGCCGGCUGUACGUGAACUGUAUGGACAAUCAUAUCUAUUGUUAUAAUAUUUCAACUUAUGCGGCAGAGCCGAUCCAAAGGUAUAGCGGAUUGAAGAACGAUACGUUCUACAUUAAAUCGUGUCUGAGUCCGGAUGGACAGUAUUUGAUAAGCGGUUCCAGCGAUGAGAAGAGCUACAUUUGGAAUGUGGACAAUCCUAAACCGUUGGUUCGGCUGGAUGGGCACACGGUGGAAGUGACAAGUGUUGCGUGGAUGCAAACUCACAAUGAUAUUCGGAUUGUGACAUGCAGCGACGAUGCGAGGCACAAGAUCUGGAGAGUAGGUCCGGAGGAAAUCGACGAGGACACGAAGGUGCAAUACAGGGGUCACGCUGAGUAUUGUGAUAGCUACCGGAAGGAAUCGGCCAAAGUUCGACUGAAAGCAUUGGAGUUUACCCCACGAUCCAUUCGAAGGCUGGUCGAGGAAAAUGAAAAGACUCCCAACACCAUCGAGAAGAAGCUCCCGCUCAAACGAACGUUUUCGGAAAUGAACAUCGACGAUCUGGAAGAUCCAUCUACCUCCUACGUUGAAAUCAAACGACCCAACAUCGAAACCCGGGGACGACGUCUGUUCAGCCCUGCCAACAACAACUGCAAAUCGUCCGGAUUUGCAGCCCUGGAAAUAGCCGCAUCUUCGAGCUCUUCGCGGAGUCUCCAUACCGUCCUCGAGGAAAGCGAAGACCAAUCACCAUCAUACUGCAGUAAAUCCCCUCUGACCAUAUCGGACCUCAAUCUCAAAUCACCCGAACUGAGUGUCGAACCCAGCUGCAGCAAACUCCCCAAUGGCUUAUCUUCGCCGACCAUUAACCUGCCGAACUUUGUCCUAGAUGGAGAAGCUCCCCAUCUGGUCAACGUUUCUAGCAAUGCCAACAAACGCAAGCUCAAGGAGAACGUCGAUUGGCUAACGAAAAUUCGCAAACAGAAGCUCCUCCAAGCCGCGAAAAGCACCGAGUCUAGCUCCACCAACGGAACAUGCUCCGAAGAAGUGUCCCUUCUACUUUCCCCACGACUUCAAAUGUUGAAAACCUCCGAAGAUCAUCCCUCUUCCAGCAGCAGCAAUCACCAAAGCUACCACCACCUCCAGCCCAGCACACCCCGGCGGAGAUCGUCCCGGUGCGGUUCGAUCGACGGACAACCUCGAACGCCUAGCAGCCGAUCGAGUCGACCAAGCACACCGGAGACGUCGAUUUUGCGAUUUUUUACCGUCAAGACUCCCACCGGCAGCGGGACCGAUGUGUAAAUUUAAAAUUUUCCUUCAAUUGACAAUCUUUUUUUUUUUCUUACGUUUUUUCUUCUUCUUUUCAUUAUCUAAUCAGACAAAAAUUUGACGAAUUA
This is a messenger RNA of Ochlerotatus camptorhynchus, 2252 nucleotides long. RefSeq names its product lethal-(2)-denticleless (gene l(2)dtl). The record is from RefSeq and is a predicted model, not a curated record. Gene Ontology annotation, biological process: proteasome-mediated ubiquitin-dependent protein catabolic process; mitotic G2 DNA damage checkpoint signaling. NCBI's taxonomy places the organism in Eukaryota, Metazoa, Arthropoda, Insecta, Diptera, Culicidae. Gene Ontology annotation, cellular component: nucleus. The transcript is spliced from 2 exons. Bases 16 to 2157 code for a protein of 713 amino acids. Gene Ontology annotation, molecular function: protein binding; protein-macromolecule adaptor activity.